AUGGCUGAGAUUCUUGUCCUUCUGCUCGCCUUGCUCCCAAAUCUCCAACAUCUCAUUCUUCACGAUAGCCUUUUCCCGCAGCUAGUCUUCCCUGCGGCAGCCAGCGCACUUGACAUCACCAGAAUCCCUCUCAAGACCCUUGACGCAAUGGUGAUGCCUUCUUCGAUCAUCUCUGUCGCACCAGAUGUCGAGACUGUUCAUAUAAGCCCUCAAGACUCUUACCCCAAAAUGCCAGGCGUCAAAAGGGUCUACUUCCGAGGCUAUGGAAGUGACGACAAUGUUGAUGUCAAGAAAGUCAUAUCUUCGUGCUCUAGCGCUCUUUCUACCUUUUCCUACCAAACAGCCUUUAUCUGGUCAUCUGUCGACCAGAGCGUGGCCAAGGUGUUGCAACCGCGAACAGCAGUGGAACUUCUCACUAACGUCUGCUCAAGUCUGCAAUCCUUGCAUCUUGACAUGCGUUUCAGGGUUGCUUUUGACAGAGACUCACAGGUUGAGCCAAUGCCGAGUUUGAAACAGUUUAUCAGGUUGGAGGAGCUCUUCCUUACCACCAACUCGGUGUAUAACGGGUCAAGCUCGACGGUAUCCGACCAAGAAUUUCUUGUGCAUCUUCUUCCCCAAAGCAUCAAAUCUGUUACAUUCGUUGAUCCCGAAUUUCCUCCUCCACCCGAACGCCUUCGUAAGGGCUUGCUUGGCCUGGCCGAUGCCAGGAGAAACGAUGGCUUGUUUCCAAAUCUCAAAGAGCUGCGAUGCGACUCAAGGCAGGUCUACGACGAUGGAGCAAUCAAGAAUUCCUUUUACCAAGUAGGGGUAAACUUCAAGCAUCAAGAGUUUCCCACACUAGACUGGAGCUAUUCCAGAUAUCCCCUACCCGCCCAGUCUCCCCGGCUUGCGCUUGAAGCUUAUCUGGAGGAGUUUGAGCACCACGUGCCAGGGCCUCUCUCUUAUUACUCAGAUGAGGAUUUGUAA
Messenger RNA from Fusarium vanettenii 77-13-4, 966 nucleotides. RefSeq lists its product as uncharacterized. The transcript has a single exon. NCBI's taxonomy places the organism in Eukaryota, Fungi, Ascomycota, Sordariomycetes, Hypocreales, Nectriaceae. The coding region runs from base 1 to 966 and encodes 321 amino acids. The record is from RefSeq and is a predicted model, not a curated record.